Messenger RNA from Trichoderma aggressivum f. europaeum, 1143 nucleotides. RefSeq lists its product as uncharacterized. Gene Ontology annotation, molecular function: aldose 1-epimerase activity; carbohydrate binding. The transcript is spliced from 3 exons. Gene Ontology annotation, biological process: beta-D-galactose catabolic process via UDP-galactose, Leloir pathway; glucose metabolic process. The record is from RefSeq and is a predicted model, not a curated record. NCBI's taxonomy places the organism in Eukaryota, Fungi, Ascomycota, Sordariomycetes, Hypocreales, Hypocreaceae. The coding region runs from base 1 to 1143 and encodes 380 amino acids.
AUGGUCAAAGCAACGGUUCUAUUGGCAAGCUUGACAGCUACCCUGAAAUCCCUUUGGUACGGCGGCAGUCCAUUUGCUGGCUAUACAGCGUUAUGGCCGACGGGUCCUGAUGGCAAAUGGAGCAUCCAGGCGGAGGGUAUAAGGCUCGUGUUUACCAAUGCAAAUGGCGGAGCGCCGACGAAUUUGUUCAUGAAUGAUACGAACGGCAACGAAAUCGACUUGAUACUGGGGCUAGAUAACCCAAAAGACUACGUAAAUUACAUUGGCCAGCUCGGUGGGACCAUUGGACGGGUUGCUGGUCAUAUCAGCAAUGCUAGCUUUUCCAUCAACGGGAAAGAGUAUCACACAUCACCGAAUGGCAACAAUGGAAGCACUACUUACAACGGUGGAGUCAAUGGCUGGGAACGUGUAACUUUCGAUGUUGCCUCGCACAAUGAAAAUAGUCUUACUUUCGUGGUCUUUGACCGCGGCAACAACGGGUUUCCGGGUAACUCUGGUUCCAGCUUGACCCAUUCAGUCUACCCUUACGAAUGGAGAAUAUCCUACGGCGUUACACCUACUAGGACUCGUGACCCCGUACCAAUCAACCUAAGUCACAGGACAUAUUGGAAUCUGGAUGGAUUUCGUAAAGGGUCAGAAACGGUUGAGGAACAUCGAUUGCAUCUACCAUUCUCGGGUUUCCGACUAGAAGAAGAUGAAAAUCAGAUUCCGACUGGAGACUUGAAAGGAAAUAAGCCUGGCAGUGAGUUCGAUUUCUGGUCUUCACCAAAACUCCUGGCAGGCGGGCUAGCGCGCAAAGGGUCCUACGAUGAUCUUUUCCUCGUAAACCGACACCAGCCAUGGGAAGUUGGUAGUAAUCCAGUAGCUUCGCUCUCAUCAGCCAAGUCGGGCAUUACUGUCGACAUGUACACUGAUCAAGAAGCUGUUCGCCUCGUUACAUGGGAUAAUAGCAAAGCGACAAACUUGACGCUGAAAGCGGCGCAAGGCGGAAGUAAAGUGCAAAAGAAUGCUGCCAUUUCGAUGGAGAUGAUGGAUUGGCCGGAUGCAUUGCAUCACCCGGAGUGGCAGCGCGAUAAGCAUAUUCUCUAUGGACCAGAUCGGUUGAUGACAACAUUUUCGAGUUUUAAGUUUUCUGUUGCCUGA